AUGAACAGAAGAAGACCCCAGAAUGCUGCAGUACCUCUCCAUCUACUGAAGCUGAGUCUGGGCUUUGCCUUCCUUCAGCUGCUUGGAGGGGAGGCUGCUGUGGUCCUCGAGGGCAAUGCUUACCAUGGGCUGCUUGUUGCCAUUAACCCUGCCAUUCCUGAAGAUCAGAAAAUCAUCGCCAGUAUUAAGGAAAUGAUUACUGAGGCUUCUUUUUAUUUAUUCAAUGCUACACAAAGAAGAGUCUAUCUGGGGAAUAUCAGCAUCUUAAUACCUUCAACAUGGAAAGCCUAUGCUUAUGCAAAACCAAAGCAGGACUUGUACACAAAGGCAGAUGUCAUUGUUGCUCCUCCUUACUGGAAACAUGGCAAUGAUCCAUAUACAUUACAAUAUGGAGGGUGUGGAGAAAAGGGGAAAUACAUACAUUUCACCCCGGACUUCCUAAUAAAUGAUGAUUUGAUUGGCAUCUAUGGAUCACGAGGGAGACUUUUUGUCCACGAAUGGGCCCAUCUUCAAUGGGGAGUAUUUGAUGAGUAUGAUAGUGAAAAGCCUUUUUACAUAUCAGGACAAAAUCAAGUGAAAGUCACAAGGUGUUCAUCUGACCUUACUGGAAUUUAUGUCUGUGAGAAACAAUCCUGUACCCAAGGCAACUGUGUCAUUGAUCAGGUGACAGGACUUUUAAAGGAAGGAUGUACCUUUAUCCAUGACAAGGAUCAAAAUGCAUCGUCUUCUAUAAUGUACAUGCAAAGCUUAUCUUCUGUAUUUAGAUUCUGUGAUGCAAGCAACCAUAAUAUUGAUGCUCCCAAUCUCCAGAACAGAAUGUGCAGCUAUAAGAGCACAUGGGAUGUCAUCAUGGACUCUGAUGACUUUAAAUCCAACCUCCCAUUGGCCAGCUACAGCUCUCCUAUGCCUCCCACCUUCUCACUGCUACAGGCUACAGACAGAGUAAUCUGUUUAGUCUUGGAUGUUUCUAGCAGCAUGAAUGAGAACAAUCGGCUCCACCGGAUGCGUCAAGCAGCAGAAGUGUAUCUAUUGCAAAUUGUGGAACAGAAUUCCUAUGUUGGGAUUGUAACUUUCAAUAACUCAGGAGAAGUCAAGUCUCCGAUCCGCCAAAUCAUAAAUGAUGAUGUGCGAAAGCAACUUGCUUCAAACUUGCCUGUUGCUUCAUUUGGUGAACGAACGAGUCUGUGUGCUGGGUUACAACUGGGACUGGAGGAAAUUAAAAAACAUAAUGGAGAUGCCUCUAGUUCUGAAAUCAUAUUACUGACCAGCAGAGAUGACAGCACAUUCAGCAAGUGUUUUUCUGAUGUAAUCAACAGUGGCUCAAUAAUUCAUACCAUUGCUCUGGGACCAUUUGCAUCCACAGAACUUGAAAAACUGGGAAGAAUGACAGGAGGCCUGAGUUUUUUUGCUACUGAUAGGCCAGACUCAAAUAGUCUAAUGGAUGUCUUCACGGCCAUUGCAGCUGGUCAUGGAGAUGUUAGCGACCAGCCUGUCCAGAUGGAAAGUGCUGCUGAAAGGGUGAAGGCCUACAGCCAGAUUAACAGGACGACGACAAUUGACUGCACUGUGGGGAGGAACACAUUCUUUGUUGCAACGUGGCAGAUAAACAAACCCACUAUCACUCUUCGGGACCCGAGAGGGAAAAGUUAUACCACUGAAGAUUUUGAUGUUGAUCCCAUUUUGCACAUUGCUCGUCUACAGAUUCCAGGGAUUGCAUGGGUUGGGGAUUGGACAUAUACACUCACUAACACUCACGUGUUACCUGAUGUCUUCACAAUGACCACAACCUCUCGAGUAGUCAAGUCUGAUGUAUCUGCUAUCUCUGUGAGAGUCCACACAAAUAAAGAUACAAACUCCUACCCCAGUCCAAUGAUUGUCUAUGCUCAGGUUAAUCAAGGCUUUUCUCCCAUUCUUGGUGCUAAUGUGACUGCUAUUAUUGAGCCAGAAAAUGGGGAUCCAAUCAUCCUGGACCUUUUUGACAAUGGUGCAGGUGCUGAUGUUUUUAAAAAUGAUGGUGUAUAUUCCAAAUACCUGUUUUCUUUCACAAGGAAUGGAAGGUAUAGCUUGAAAGUGCAUGUUCAGAGAGACAACAAGACUAUUGGUCCAUAUCUUACUAUACUAUGGAGUAAUGCCAUGUAUAUUCCUGGCUAUUUGGAAAAUGGUACAAUCCAGAUGAAUGCACCAAGGCCACUGAUGAAAAGUGAAGAUACACAAAUCAGAUCAGGGGGCUUCAGAAGAAUAACUUCGGGAGGCUCUUUCAGUGUAUCUGCAGUUCCCACUGGCCCAUAUACUGAUGUAUUUCCACCAUGCAAAAUUACUGAUCUUGAUGCCAGAAUAGAAGGUGAUAAAGUUGUUUUAACUUGGACAGCACCAGGGGAUGAUUUUGACCAGGGCCAAGCUGUAGGAUAUGAAAUAAGAGCAAGUGGAAGUCCACUGGAACUGAGGGACAAUUUUGAAAAUGCUGCUUCCAUGAAUAUCUCCAGACUGACACCUCAGGAGGCUGGCUACAAGGAAACAUUUAUGUUUAAACCUGAAGCUUUUGCAACAGCAAACAUCACACUAAUAUACAUGGCUAUUCGCACUGUUGAUAAAGCCUUCCUGUAUUCAGAUAUCUCCAAUAUAGCACAAGCAGUUGCGUUCCUCCCUCAGAAAGAUAUACUCAUUGCUCAUGGCAAGAAUAAUGCCUUAACAAUCGUUCUAACAACGUGUGGAAUUUUGGUGGCAGCUUUGUGCCUUAUUAUAACUGCAACUGUAUGGAAUUUAAAGAAGAAGAAAAACAUGGCCUUUGAAGAAGCAGUACUAUGAUAUACCAGACUUCUUAGAACUUUUUUCAGUGUUUUAGAGAGGAACAAUUAAUAUACAAAUACAAGCUUCUAGCUUGUAGAGGAGGAGGAAGAAAAUGCAUGUAAUGGUUACCAGACAACUCAAACAAUGUCGAAGGUACAACUUGUCACAAUCCUAGUUUAAUCCUAGGUAACAAUGAAAGUCCUAAAUCAGGAAUUCUCUUUCUGAGGUAGACAAAGGCUAUCUCAUACAUUUUAUGACAUGGUUGCCUGGCUUCACAGGAUUUUCAGCAAAUAUACAAUGUCUGUGUGUGAUGAAAGGAAAAUUUAGUGAAUAAGAAAAGAAAUGUUUAAUAUCUCAUCUCCAAAACUGGAAGUAAAGUCUCUCCCCAUUGGGAAAAAUUGUUUUUUGAAAAAUGGAUUGCACACCAAUAAUCAUAUACAUUUUUUGUACAAGAAAGUGUAAGAACAUUUGUGGGGAGGGGUGUUCCUUC
Hemicordylus capensis (graceful crag lizard) is the source of this 3277-nucleotide messenger RNA. RefSeq names its product calcium-activated chloride channel regulator 2-like. Gene Ontology annotation, biological process: chloride transport. The transcript is spliced from 14 exons. The coding region runs from base 1 to 2805 and encodes 934 amino acids. Gene Ontology annotation, molecular function: intracellularly calcium-gated chloride channel activity. The record is from RefSeq and is a predicted model, not a curated record. Lineage: Eukaryota; Metazoa; Chordata; Lepidosauria; Squamata; Cordylidae.